AUGUCAGACAACGAAAAAGAACAGCAUGGUUUCGAGGAAAAUGACAGCUUCGAUUUCGAUAUGGGCCUGGGGCUAGAACCGAGCGAAUUUGAGCCGUCAAUGGAAUUCUACUCGGUGCCGUCGGACUCACUGUCCUUUGACAUUGACCAAACUUCUACACAAUACCCUGCUAUUUCCCCACAUGGAAAUGUGCCUUUGCUUCCAGACAGUAGCCUGUCCAAAUCCACGCCGGCGCACGAGUCGUCACACCAACCCAAGUCGUGUGGCAAGCUAUUGCGUCGGCCACAAGACACGGUGAAAACCUUAGAACAAUGGCUGAAAUAUCGCUCUGAUGAUCCCUAUCCAACAAAACGAGAAAAGGCCUCCUUGGCCCAGGCAACCGGGCUUACUAUCGCUCAGGUGUCCACCUGGUUUGCAAACGCGAGGAGACAGCGUAAGCGUGGCAGGUCGUACGGCAGCAGUCAGUCGAUACCUGGAUUGGUUGAUUCUUUGCCUGAAUCCCACUCGAUUACUCACGAGCAAUGGCCUUCGUUGAGUCCACUAGAACGAUGGCAGAACUCACCCCCAGAACUAGAGCCUGCGCCGUUAGAAGCUAUUAUGAAUGCGGUAGCUACCGGUGAAAGCGACAAAUUGCCUGAGGGAAGUUCUGAGCCCACCUAUUCGUUCUCUGGUGAUAGACAAAAAUGCGUAUCAUCGGCCGGCAACGAUGCUCAAUCAGCUAUAUCGUCGAACGCAUCUGGAUCGGGGCUAUCCACUAGUUCUGGUUCGUCUGCCCGUAGCUUCGUUUCCAGUCACUCUGGAGGAUCUUUCAGCCGUUUCUAUCUAAAUGAACCACCGCGGCGCCGUCGCCGUCGUCGACCAAAGACAUUGAGAACAGGAACAACGCAGAAAAGGCCUUUUCAGUGUACGUUCUGCACGGACACAUUUCGUACAAAACAUGACUGGACGCGGCACGAGAAAACCCUACAUUUAUCUCUCGAAAAAUUCACUUGUGCUCCUUUUGGCCCAGUCUACUGUAGCCCAGCAGGCGGGACCAACCAUUGCGUCUUCUGUAACGAACCCUGUCCUUCGGAAACUCAUAUAGAGUCACACAGGCUCAGUUCAUGCCAGCAAAAACCAUUAGGGUUUCGAACUUUUUAUCGCAAAGAUCACUUGGUUCAACAUCUACGUCUUAUACACGGGGUCUGCCGUAUGACGCCAGACAUGGAUACGUGGAAAACACAGGUCCAGCAUAUUAAUUCACGGUGCGGCUUCUGUGAUGAGAGAUUUGUGGUGUGGUCUGAACGAAAUGACCAUAUUGCACAGCACUUUCGCAGCGGAGCAUUGAUGAAGGAUUGGCGAGGAUGCCGGGGCCUUGACCCAUCCGUGGCCUUGGCUGUAGAAAAUGCUAUGCCGCCCUACUUGAUAGGCAUGGAGUCUACUGGGAUGAAUCCUUUUAAGGCUUCCCGAUCGAUGGAUAAUGGUCAAGGAUCUAACUGUGGAGUAGAAGAACUGGACCAUGGCGCUACGAAAAAGCCGAACCCGACCCCUUUUGAGUAUCUUACAGCCCGCUUGAGCGAAUUUGUACAGAAGAUAAGCGCCGGUGGACAGAAUAUCACGGAUGAGAUGUUGCAAAAGGAGGCGCGUUGCAUUGUCUACUGUGAUGACGACCCAUGGAAUCAAACACCAGCGGACAACCCGGAGUGGUUAAGGUUAUUCAAGCAAGGUGUGGGUUUGGGAUCGGCUACUGAUCCAUUUCAGAUUGGACCUUCCGAUAGGCCUAAUGGUGAAGAUAAUGAUUUUUGUCUUCCAUGGUCAGAGGAGCAAUGGGCACCGUUGUGUUUUAACGCUAGUGAUCUUGCUCCAAGCCUUUUGGACACGAACAACGCCUGCAUGACAUGGUCAUGGCAAAGUCCAGAGUGUCUUGUGGAGUUCAGACGAAAUAUGGAAAGGCCCUUCGCCGAGAUAAGUGCACAGAGUAGGGCUGAUGUUGGUUGUCAGUUAUUGACUAACACCCCGGCGCCAGAUAUUGAGUACCCGAUCUCAAACAAGGAUGCAUGA
Molecule: messenger RNA, 2040 nt
Organism: Aspergillus tanneri
Lineage: Eukaryota; Fungi; Ascomycota; Eurotiomycetes; Eurotiales; Aspergillaceae
Product: homeobox domain-containing protein
Exons: 1
Coding region: 1-2040 (679 amino acids)
Biological process (GO): regulation of transcription by RNA polymerase II; cell development
Cellular component (GO): nucleus
Molecular function (GO): DNA-binding transcription factor activity, RNA polymerase II-specific; RNA polymerase II cis-regulatory region sequence-specific DNA binding
Source: RefSeq, a predicted model, not a curated record